Penicillium verhagenii is the source of this 612-nucleotide messenger RNA. RefSeq lists its product as uncharacterized. The coding region runs from base 1 to 612 and encodes 203 amino acids. The record is from RefSeq and is a predicted model, not a curated record. NCBI's taxonomy places the organism in Eukaryota, Fungi, Ascomycota, Eurotiomycetes, Eurotiales, Aspergillaceae. The transcript has a single exon.
AUGGCGCAAAAAUCAAAGAAGAUCAAGAACAAGCCGAGGCCUCCGCCGGCUCCGGGCUCCCACCGCGAGGAUCCCCUUCAACCCGAUGCCGCUGUAGAGGACCCUGUUGACCAGGAAGGCUCUGCGCAUGAGGAUUCUCCGGCAGCAAAUGGGCAGCAAGUUGUCCCCUCUGAAAAGGAGGAUGACCCGUCCGGACACGAGAAUCCCGUGCCUUCAAAGCAGCUGCCUACCCCUGAUCAACAAGAUUCAGCAAUUGGGCAGCCGGAUCCUUCAGCAGAGAAAUCCGACCGAGCAGCCGAGCAGCAGAAUCUGUCUGGGCAGGAUAGUUCAUCAGAGAAACCCCCCGCUAAUUCUCCUCCGCCACCUAGUGCUACCAAGGACUUCCGUCCCCCUGGCAGCCGCCAAGAUGCCCCCGCCGUCGGCGAUGCGACCGACAAGGUUGGCGAGCUCGCUGGACCUGUCGUCGGUGACAUGAAGAUGCCCGGCAACCCUCUGUCGUCGGAGGAAGACAAGAGCAGCUUGAAGAUCAAGAUCCACCUCAAUCUCCACGCCAAGGUCCGCCUCGACCUCGAUGCCCAGAUCUAUGGUGACAUUGUUAUUGGAUUGCUUUGA